Molecule: messenger RNA, 7742 nt
Organism: Glossina fuscipes
Lineage: Eukaryota; Metazoa; Arthropoda; Insecta; Diptera; Glossinidae
Exons: 10
Coding region: 1-5841 (1946 amino acids)
Source: RefSeq, a predicted model, not a curated record
AUGACGAUGGGUAAGGUGAAUGAAACUAAAAUACCAGUUACGUGCCUGCCACUAGACGAUUCAAAUUACCAUGAAAAAGAGCAAACAAUUAAUGGGGAGACUUGCGCAGAGCUAAGCGUAGCAGAGUCAUGUCAAGCUACAACAUCUGUCGCGUCGAUAACAACGACAUCGACAACGACAACGAGGACAGCAACAGCAGGCCAAAAUAUUAACGAAGAAUCACGAGAAGAGCAUAAGGUUGAGGAGGUACCAUCGCAGUCAUCAACAUUAGAACACAUAUACAGACAAUUCCGACACCAGGCUGCCCUGCGAAAAGCAUAUGGAGAACUGUUGCCAGCAACACCAGCAAACGCUAAUCCAGGACCAAUAAAUGUAUGGCUGAAUAACGUGAUUAAUAAGCGUAAAGAAUUUGAAGCUAGUCAACGUUUAAAGCGCUUACAACAAUUGUUCCGUUCACGUACUGUAAUACAAGCGCCACAACAGCACCGACAACAGCAAGAAUCGCAAUCGUAUAAAUUGGUUGAUUAUGACAAUAACGAUAAAACUAAUGACGAUAACAAUGACGAUAAACAAAAUCAUGAAAACGAAUCCUUGAAUUAUCAAAACGUCCAACAAACAAAAGAAAUUCCUAAGGACACUUCAGCAACUAUUACUGCAACUAACAUCAACAUCAACAUCAACACUAACACCAACACCAACACCAAUACCAAUACCGAUAGCAAUAUUAAUAGCAAUAGCAAUACUACAAUCAUCACCACGACGAACACUACAACCACCCCUACCACUACCACUACCACUACCACUACCACCACCUCCACCACCGCCAUCACUAACCCGACUAUUGCCGUCACGAACACUACUGCAGCCAUUAUCAUUCCAACUCAAACAGUUAUUACUAAUUUGAAUAAAUCUUUUGAGCCAGUGCAAGACGAGGAGGGUAAAUUAUUAUUGUCGGAAAGUUCGCUUUCAACGUUAACGUCAACGAAGGCUAAUAAACUUUGUGGAGACUAUAAAACAACUUUAGAAAGGUCGUCAUUAAUUAAAGCAAUUGAAAAAUUUACACCGUACAAAACGGAAUCGGAUAAAAUUGUACGACAAAACGAAAAUAAUGAGAAUAAUGAAAAUCAUGUAAAACACAAUAAUAAUAAUAAUUAUAAUAAUAAUCAUAGGUAUUUUGAAGAGUUGGAAAGAAAUUCACCACAAGCUUUUGUCUCCGAAAAGGUACUGCGCCUGUCCCAACACGGUACCCAGCAUUCAUUUGCAAGCAAAAGUCAAACCAUAAAUCAACCCCUAACAACAACAAAAGUUGGCGAAAACGAAAAAUCAGAAUCAUCAGAUAAACACAGACCAAUACAUCAAUUAGAAAAUACAUUAAGCCAAGUAAAUACAAUUAGGUUUCCUUUACCUCUAACUAAUAAUAAAAAUUUUCAAGAUUUUACAAAUCCAAUAAACUUACCCGCCCUCAUACCAGAGACCUUAACGCAAUAUUCAACAACUCAGCGCAAUUCGAAUUUAUCAGAGAUUAACGAUAAUAGGAAAAAAGCAAUUGUAUCGCCAUCGCCGAAGCUAACGGUCGUAACUGACUGCGACGGCAAUUCAUUUCAACGCAGCGCUUUUGUGUCUACGAAGCCGGAACACUCCAUACAACAGAUAAUUUCAAAAAUUAAACGAUCGCCUCCGUCACUGAUUAACGACGAUAGCUUAUCGGUAUUUGAUCCGCAACAGUUCAGUGAUUUAUUGCUAAGGCAAAAGCAACAUCAAUUGCAACAGCAACAACAACAGGAGCAGCAACAGCAGGAACAGCAACAAUUAAUUUUUAAUAAUAAUUGGGAAACGUCAUCAGCGUAUAGACCGAAUAUUACAAGUCUUGCUGUAUUACAUUGUUAUGACGAAUUAUUAUUCGAUUCAAAUUAUAACGUUAACGUUAAAAAUAAUAAUAACAAUAACAAUAACAACGAUAACAGCAUUAGUAAUAACAUUGUAAACGAUGAUCUAGAAUCGCUUACGUCAACUGAAUGUGAUUGCAUUGAAUGUCAAAUUGAAAGUCGUGACAACGACAACGACAAUCAGCAAAGCGUAUAUACGGAAUUGUGCCUACCAACUGUAGAUCAUCAUCAUCAUCAUCAUCAUAUUGUUGCGCGAACUGAACAAUUAAACAAUUGUUACAAUAUGCGUGAAGUUAACGGUCAAUUGCGUGGUUUACUUAAAAAACCAAAUCGUCCACCUCAGGCACGUAAAAAUCGUGUUGUAUUCGAUGAGACACGCAAUGAAUUUUUCGAAGCCGAUUAUAUUAUAUUAAUACGUGAGGAUUGUGCCUACGAUGAAGAAGACGAGGAGCCAUGCACGUGCGGCGAACAUGAAUUGGUCCGUUUAUGUUGUGAAGAGGGAUGUCAAUGCAAUUAUGUAAUGCCGCCAUCAUCAACCGAUGAUAAUCGUACACCACAGAGUCCCAAAUAUGCGCCACCAAUUGAAUUCGUUGAUGAGGCGGCUUUAAGUCCACCCGAUGGUUAUAAAGAUAACGGAUUGAAAAAUAGUUUAGAUGGCGCUUUAAGUGGGCAUAUCUUUGGAGCACAGCAUCUUCAGCAAUUACAGGUAAUACAGCGUUUGCAGCAACAACGGGCUGCUAUGCUUGCUGCCCGUAAUAUUGCGCAAAUUCCUCCUGCACCACCACCAGUUGGUCAAGUCCAACAAUCACAACAAUCACAACAACAACAACAACAACAACAGCAACAACAGCAACAACUGCAACAACAACAACAACCGCAACAUAUAUCAUCCUCAAUCACAACAUUAACAACUGCCCCCACCUCGCUUAAUAGCAAUCAGCUUUCAUCUUUGCAACAACAACAUUCGCCUGAUGAUGAUACACGCGGCGUGUGCACAGAGUGUGCAGAGUGUGCAGAAUGUGCGGCCAAACAAUUGCAGCAGGAUACAGAAUGUUCUUCACCCCAAUGCCAAGAGGACCUGACAACAACACCAUUAAGUGUACCCGCGGUUGCUUUGCUACCGAUACACACCAGUUCGCCAGAGCGACGCAUUACCCAAAAAGAAAUAAUCGCAGGUGAAGAACGCCCCCGUUACGUAUUGCAGGCUCAAUAUAAACCAUCACCAAAAAAAGUAGCCAAAGAUAGAAAGGAUAAGUUUAUAACUGUACAAAAAGCCAAUCAAAGAUAUGUUGUUGAAACUAUAACAAUGACUACUACCACAGUAACAGAACGACGUAUUGUACGCGAAGCCACCGAAGAUGUCAAUAUCCCAGCAGUGACCUCACAAAUGAUAAAAGAGUGCAAUGAAUUUGGGCCGCCAGCAUUGCCAGCCAAACCCAGUACUGAAACAGAAAAACCUCCACCUAUACCACCGAAAGAAUCGUCACCGACUCAAAUUAGUGGCAUUCUAAAGGGUGGUAAACUUUGGAAACAAGAUUCCAUUUCUCAGCAUUCUGAUGAUCAAAAUAAUACAACUUCAGAAGAUGAAACUGGUUCCAAUUGUAAUACUACCACCAAGAGAUCUGUACGUUUUGUUACCGAAAACUUAACAAACAGUAACGAUGAACUAGACGGUCAUCAAUCAACUCAUACAGAGGAUGAUGUCGAUAAUCAGAUAAACGAAUUGAUUCCAAUUAAAAAACAUUCAACCCUUUUUAAUAACGCUUUACGACCCAACUCGGCUGUUCGCCAAUUAUUUCCUAGCGUAGCACAACCUCUCACUUCUGAAGUUUUACGAGCAUUCGAUGAAUCGAAAAGAUCUGGUUGUUUAGUGCCGAAUUUACCAGGAAUCGUUGGUAGUGGAGUUGGCGAAUCUGAUACCCUGAGACGUAACAUGGAACGUAAUAUUUUACGCCGUUCGUUAAUUAAAAAGAAGGCUGUGAAAUCAGAUAUGUCUUUAGAGGAACGCAUUAAGCAGCUCACCUGUGACAUCGACGAGGAUAAUGAUGAUGACACGACUGGAGAGAAUGGCGACGAAGAUAAUAAUAAAACGGAAGAUAAUGCCGAGCUAUCACAUCGUGAUAGUCCAGCUGGUGAAGAAAAUCCUCAGAAAUUUACCAGUAAUGGAAUUGGCAGCAACAAUAGUGAUAAAAGCUUUUCACCAAACUCAUCCGUAUCUAGUUCAUCAAGUGGCUCUUCAGCUUAUAAAAAAAUAACUGAAAUUUUCAAUCGUGAAAAAAAAUCACAUGAAAAAAUCAUGGAAAUGGAAGAGAGUCCCAUUGUUAUUAUACCUCAGGAAUGUCGUUGUCCAGCAGCACCAGAUUUGGGAAUGGGUGUUCAAGUGCCUGUGGUUCAUACGCAAAUACAUCGUACUCCUCCGCGUCAAAAUGAAUCCAAACGACAAUUCCUUUCGACAUUAUCCCCAUUGACCGCCUGUGUGGCUGGCAACAAAGACGAUUUAUCGUCCUAUUAUACAUUAGCUGCCGCACAUCACAAUCAAACGACUCAAAACGCGAACGCAACUGAGUAUAAUAUGGCUACGAUGAUGGGCGGUGAGCAAAACUCAAAUGGAGGAGUGCAGAGCGUAGGUGAUGAAGUUCGAAAAGUAGCACCCGAUGUUAUAGCUGGUACACCAGGUCAAGAACAGCAGGACGAAUUAGUAGUCUUUGCUCAGCAAGAAGCUAAUCGCACGGAAAAAAUCAAAAAACGUUACACAAAUGAGCCAAAUCUUACGAUCAAUAAUAAAGAAAAAGACUCCGAUGACGAUGAGGCAAACGAUUAUGGAUUCAAUAAACGACCAUCGGUGCGAGGCAUUAAACCUAAGUUCAGCUCGACAAAUGAGAUAUUGCAGCAAAUGCAAGAGCAACUCAGCCAACAAAUGCCUAACGUGACUCAGCCGCAAUCUCAGCCUGUACUUACGCAAUCGAUGAAAAGCUACACAUUACCGAAACAGACUAGUGCAAAUGCCAUGACCAAACAAAUAACGCAACAGCCCUCACCCCAAAAUGCACCCCAUCCUAUGGUAGUAACGUCCCAACAACAACUGCCUCAGCAACAGCAAAUAUGCAAUGUAGUUCCGACGCCACAAAACGCCAUGCAACUCCCUCAGAAUGCCACAAUUGCCCAGCAACAGACUGAGCAGCGAACAUGGAGUUUUUACGCAGAGACUGGGGGAGCUGAGCAGCAACGUCUUCCUAUGGAAAGUGCUGCCGCUUCCGCUGCAACUAUGCAGCAGACAUAUUACCAUACUCUUCCAGCUGGCGCUAUGUUUCGUCAUACAAUGAUUCAACAGCAGCAAGCUCAAGAUGAGCCAUUAAUUUAUGGUCAAAGUUGUCAGACAAUUAAUCCACCAAUGGAAUCCCAAUCACAUUACGGUCGAUAUGCGCGCAGUCCUACGCGAAGACCAGAGUCACCACCACCGUUACGCAAUUACCAUCAAACGAUGGUAUUGAUACCGUAUAAUGCAGAAACCUAUUCCCAGUUCGCGGCCACUAAUAUAGAUCCGAAAGUAGCGCAUAUACAACGCCAAAACAUACUGGAAUACCAACAGGUCACUCAACAAACUAUACGCGUACCCAUUGGAUAUGCACUCCCCGGCAUGCAAUUACAUGUGGUAGCGGGCCGGGGACAUUCCGCUCAUUAUGCGGCAGCGGCCCAUCAUCAUCAACAUCAACGAAUUAUGACGCAGCGUUAUCAAUUCGCCCAAGAGGCAAGUAUGGCCGGCUUUAGCGAGCGUGGCGUACCGGAGGGUGCGGCAGCUGUUUCUCAUAGCGAUUGCAAUAACAGUGGACUUAUGUCACCUACUAAUGCGCAACAUAUAACUAUUCAACAGCAACAGCAGCAACAGCAACCUCAGGCGGUACAAUCAAAUGUACAGGCCUCUCAAGGUUCCAUUUAUUACGCUAUGAAUGUAUGACCCACGGUCGAUUAGCCCAUGUCAACAGCGGUCAUUGUUGAACGCCGGCAAUGUCAACGCGUCGAAAUGUCUUCGACAUCAGUGCAAUUAAGUACUCGGUAAAGUUAAUACAAGAGAGACAACGCUUUAGACCAUAAGAGUAUAAUAUGGAAAAUUUGAAAAAUUGACCAAAAUUGAUAGAUAACUACCAUCUACUUAGCAACAUAAACUUUAGUAGCUCUGGCAUAUCAUAAUUUGGCUAUAGAUGUUAUUUGUUGUUUUCGGUCUGCGAAAAUAAGCCAUAGCUCUAGACACUGAUUGAUUAAAUGCGCUUUUGUGUUCAUUGCGAUAAUUUACUGAUAGAAGUUAUAUCCGAUUUACAAUUGAGCAAAUAUAAUUUUACACUUGACUUUCAAAAUUAAACCAAAGAAAAAAGAAAAGAAUAAAAAAAGAAGAAGACGAAGACGAAGAAGAAGAAGAAGAAGAGAAGAAAAGAAAAAAACACAAAAAAACUCUAGCAAUAAUUUGCUUAUCACCGCGAAAUGAGAAACGCACAGAUUAGUUCAUGAUGACAACGAAUACAUCAAAUUCUUAACCAUAAAUUUUUAUGAGGAGAGCAAAACUUUUAUUCAUUUCCAUUAAGAAAAAUGCUCCAAAUAUGUUUCACAUUCAUUGACAUUUCCUUUCCUUUCCGAAAAGACGAAAUCCCUUAAAAAAUUCGUUAUGAGAAAUGAUUUUAUAAAUUUCCAAAAUUAUUUUAUGAAGAAUUGUAAAAAAAUUUUCGAAAAAUCUACAAAAAAAAAGAAAAAAAGUAUUAUGUGAAACGUUUAACUUGAAUAUAAUUUUUUUUUUUUUUUUACUUAUAUUUACCGAAAUGUGUUACGGGGAAAUGUGUUUCGCUAUUUUUUCUCGCGUAUUUCCAAAAAAUAAAAAAAAAUAAAAAUUUGAAUUAAAAAUUUUGAAUAUCCUUAAAUUUAGAAAUAUGAAUGAAUAAAUAUAAAAUUAUUUUCUUAGUAUCUCCAUAUAAUUAUGUAUUGUACUGUAUUAUGAUUAAAAAAUGCUUUAAAUCAUUUUGCAAAGCAAUCGUAGCCGCAUGAAAUUCGAAAUUGUUUAUGUGUUUUAUAAUAGUUUUCUAAUUCAAGCCCACUCAUAAGAUGGAUGUAAUCAUUAAAUCAUUAGAUUUCAAGAAAAACUAAUGAAUGAAUGAAUGAAUGAAUGAUUGAAUGAAAACGAUGUCAUCAUCUUGAUAUCAAGAGAUUAUUUGAUUUAUUGAUUUUCAACAAAUACUUACCCGAAGUAAGAAAGAAUGAAAGAAAUUGAAUUUUGAUUUGUUAAGAGUCAUCAUCGCACACGCAAUCAAAUUAAAUGUGUUUCUAUACUUGUUACACGGAUAUUGUCAGUCAGGCUUGAUAGAAUCCCGUCAAACUUGAACUCUGGAACAUUGAAUUCCUUAUGGUCGCUAUAUAUCAAAAUACAUAUAUCCUGCUUAUAUCGUACAAUAAUUGUGGUGCAAGGGUAUAUUAAGUUUGUGCGCAUAUGUAUUCAACACCAAGAACGACUUGAGAAAAAUCCAUCUUUUCAUCAUCACACCAAUUAUACUUUAGCUUGUCUGUGCGUAAGUCUGUCUGUCUGUCUAUCUUGUUCCAUCUUUAACCUACAGUUCGCAAAUUUUUGAAACAUUUUGCUAAAAUUUUGGUAUACCGACGGUUUUUCACUCAACAAUCAGCUCCAUUGAAAAUGGUUCGGAUCGGAUCGCUUUUUCAACCGCUUGCUGUAUAGCGCUUUAUUUUGAAAAGUCACGAAUAACGAAUAACUAACUAUAUUAAAUGGAAGUGUAUAGGGUAUUUAAUAAUGGGCCCUGAUCCACAUUAACACUGGUUUUCGUUUCAAAUAUUUCUCAUCAGACAUUUAUCGUUUUUUUU